Mauremys reevesii (Reeves's turtle) is the source of this 3264-nucleotide messenger RNA. RefSeq lists its product as uncharacterized. The transcript has 10 exons. Bases 369 to 1316 code for a protein of 315 amino acids. The record is from RefSeq and is a predicted model, not a curated record. Lineage: Eukaryota; Metazoa; Chordata; Testudines; Geoemydidae.
GGGCCAGGGAAACCUCAGAGACCUCUGUGGCUUUGCUUCAGCAAGUCUCCUUCUCAAGGUCUCUCUUUGAGGACUGAGAGAGUAUUAGGGUUCAUGUACGUGAGCGCGAGGAGGAACCUCUUCUGAGUUUUCUCUUUCCCUUUUAGUGAUUUUACUAGAAAACAGCCGUCCCUGUUUGGAAGGAUGGCCAGGCUCCUGAGGAUGUUCAGGAAGAAGGCUCUGCAGGUGGCCCCAGAUCCUGAGGGAAGCAGCUGCCAUCUUCCCCAGGAGCAGAGCGGCCCCUCUGUCCCCGCUGGUGGGGAAGGAGCUCCCAGCCGGGCCAGGAGGUGGAGGUGCCCAGCCUUCUGGCAGAGGAAACCCGCUCCGAGAUGGCACCUCGGUGGGAGAGGCAGUGGCCAGGCCAAAAUGGAGCUGGGCCAGGAUGUGGCUGGGCAGGCAGGACCCAGCCCAGGAGCAGAACCGGGCAUGGUGGCUCUGGGGCUUGUUGUGUGGGCAGCAACGGCCCCAGGAUCCCUGACCUGAUUUCCAGCAGGAGGCAUCGCCCUGCCUGGUCAUUGAGGACCUUCCAGCCUUCCCAGGGCAGGAGGUGGAGAAUCCCUGUCCCAGCACCAGCAGCUCGGCCCGCGCCCCGUGGGACAACAGCAGUGCCUGGGACUCAGACAGCAGUGAGGCAGAUGGACACUUCUGGUUUGUUCCAGGGACCACCAGGGACGAGGAGGAGGAGGAGGAGGAGGAGGAAUGGGUGGAUGUUGUCACAGUCCUCAAAAACAUCCGAGAGCAGCUCCAGGGCCGAGAAAAGGAUGAGGCCCAGCAGCUCAUGUUCCUGCACGGCAUGCACCCUGCAUGUUUCGCUGCACAGCAGAGAGGGCAGGACACACUGGAGCCGCACUGCUGCAAGGCAGCUGUGGUGGAGAGGACUGUGCACCAUGACACCUGCCCUGGAGCCAGAGCUGGAGACCCACCUCCUUCGAGCUGCCCUGCAUGAAGUCUUCACCCUGGGCAUGGAGAAGGACACCACCCAAGUCCAGGAUCUGCAUAGGGUCUUGCCAGACCUCCUGGACGCCAUGCUGGGGAACCUGCUGGCAGACUCCCCAGAUACCAACAAGCUCCACUACAUCUUGGACGUGAGCCUGAUGAGAGGGCACAUUAACUACUGCAUCGUGUCCAGGGUGUCACGAGAGAGAGCCAGGAGCAGCACGGCCCUCCUCAGAUCCAUCAUCACCCUCCCUGAGUUUGACCAGGAGGACGUCAUGGCCAAUGUGAUGCACCAGCUCCGCAUAAUCUGGCACUUGUGCCAGGUGCCUGAAGCACUUUAGGGGCUCCGCCUCUGCCUCUGAGGCCACCAGCAACUCCCGCUCCCUGCUGCAGGCCCUGGGAUCUGGCACAGCCUCCUGGAUGGGCGCAUCCUGCAGCUGAGCCUUGUCAGGGAGCAGUGGGGCCAGGUCACCUCGUCCCAUCAAAGCAAGCAACACUUGCUCUCAAAGAGGCUUAGAUGGAAGACCUCACUCCCUCAUGGAGGUAAGAGCCAUUUACUCCUUAGGGUGUGUGGCUCUCUUGGAGGAGAAAUGGCAUCCCCGAUGCAUAGCCUGGCUGGGAGCUUUCCCCAUCCCUGGCUCCCAGCUCUGGGACAGAGACAUCUCCAUCAUCGUAUCACCCUGGUUUUGUUCCUAGGAAGGGGCUCCCCAGAGACGUCCUUGAACCUGGACUCCUGAGAGUGUUUCUGGCAGGAGGCUCCAGCCCCUCGGGCAUGAAGAGAGCAUCAGGUAGUCUCGAUCACAUGGCAUCUCCAGUCUCCAGCUCCACUUCCCGCAGCAGGGCAAAUGAACCCAUCAGCUCCCAGAAUCCCAACUCUUUGACUUCCUUCCACUCAGCAGUGAGGUUUCUCCAGCCCCCUCACCACACCUGUCAGAGUCACCAGAACGAGCAAACUCCAGUUCCGGGCAGUGGGGCCUGUGUAUACUCAGCCCCUCUGGAAACCAGGUCUGAAAGGGGGAGCAAGGACCCCAGGCCAAUAACAGUGGGAGUGGGCAGAGCAGGCCUGUAACAGGGUGCUUUCCCCUGGGCUGCACAGCCUGCGGCCUAGCCGAGCUGAUUAUAGAAUGAGCUCUAACUGAGGGGCACCAUGUCCCUAAAGAGCCAGACUUCAAUGGUGACACAGCCCAGCUGGGGUAUCAACAGGAAUGAGAACGAGGUAGUUCAGAGCAGCAAGGAAACUUGAGAAGAGAGGUAGGAAGUGCCCAGGGAAACCUGCAGCAAAGUGAAAGGAGCAGACUUAGCUGUUGGGUACAGGGCCCUGGGCUGUCAGGGUGGGACUGGGUUCCCCCACUGGCCCCAAAGAAGGGGGUGUGUACACACCUGGAGAGGGUUACCAAGCCCAGCAAGGGGGCUGCAGGCUAAGCAAGAGCCUCAGCAAUGGCAGAAGGACUUCUUUCUGUGGAAAGACCUCUUUGGACUUCUAGUGUGAGACAAGUUGGGCCCCAGAAGGGUGGACUAAAGGUGGAGACCUGGCCGUAGAGCUGAGUUACCAGGCAGAGAAAUUGCCAUGGUGCUGGAGUGACCAUGGAUGGGGGACGCUAGCCCAGCGAGAGGGCUGUGAUGCCAUGCCCGGCCACCAGGGCGGGCGUAACGAUGAGUAGAUUCAUUUAUGAUUGGCAUAGUCCGGAGGAUUGAAUUCUGCCUGUGAUCCAUGAGGACUGAUGGAAGUCUUGGUUGCUGACGGAAAGUCUGUCCUCCCAAGUGGGUGUAUCGAGGGACAGAGCCAGUCACUGGAUUUCCCAUUUCAGUUCCAGGGACCAGUUAAGCAGCCCAAGCAGGUCUAGGGGUUUCUCCAGCAGCUCCCAGAAAACCAACAGAAGCAGAAGGAAGUGCAGGCAGAGCUACAGACACAGCAGCAGCAAUACCCAUGAGAGAUCCUGCAAAGGGAAUGCCCAUGGACAAAAAGAGCAGACACAGAGAGCAUGCCUCGGCUGUGCUGAGAAGAUCAGAAGAGAAUUCAUCAGGGAGCUCACCAAACAAAACAAGAUGAAUGAGUAUGCUUAAGCAUUACAGUCAUGUAAACAGUGCUUAAUUGUGCCUGGACUUGCCAGGGCUUCUCCCCAGCACCUCUAGGCCUGGCUGUUCCUAGUCCUGGCACCUCUGGGCUUGCAGCGUCAGGUUUGAAAGCAGCAAAAUUGCUUAAGCCCUGGCUCUUAUUUCAUUACAAAUUAAACACUGCAUGUAAGUUGCACAUAGGGAAGCUAAAAACACUAAAUGUUUUUAACAAAA